AUGUCUUGUGACGAGCGAAUACCUGCCAAGCGAAGUUUAACGUCGCUACGGCUGGUUACGUUCAAUGUCAACGGUGUCAAGACAUUGAAGAAUUAUUAUCCAUGGACCCUGGUGUCUGAGUACGGCCAGAUGUUGGAUAUGAUGAAGGGGGAUAUAGUCACGUUCCAGGAGCUCAAAUUGCAGAGGUCGGACGUUGAUUUGAAGAUUGCCGAUAUUCCAGGGUAUUCCAGCUUCAUUAGCGUUCCGUUGUCAAAGAAAGGGUACUCGGGAGUCGGCGUUUUUGUACGCAAACCGCGUCAAGACGAGCCUGAUCUGAUCAAAAGAGCUCUUACUGUGAUCCGGGUCGAGGAAGGAAUCACCGGGAUUCUCCCUCACAAGAAGAAAACCCUAUCCUAUAGAGAGGCGUACGAGGACCCCACGUUGCGCGAAACAUGUAUUGGCGGGUAUCCGAGCCACAAGAACGUUUACGACAAGUUGCGCAAGGUGGAUGGCGAAGGACGGUGUGUUAUUGUUGAGCUCAACUUCAACGUGGUGGUGAUCAGCGUUUACUGUCCCGCCAACAGCUUGGCAACAGAGGAAGGUGAGGAGUUCCGCAUGCUGUUUCUGGGGUGUCUGUUCGAACGAGCACAGAACCUGCGCGAGAUGGGCAAGCAUGUGGUCAUCAUGGGCGACAUCAACGUGUGUGUGGACCUGAUUGACAGCGACGACACAAUCAAGACGGCGUUCCGCGAACGCAAGCUGGUCAAGGCACAGGAAUCGCACGACUUUGAGUCCUUGAACGUGGAGCAAGUGCUAGCUUUCAAAAAUUCUGCUCCGCACCGAACUCUGGUUAACAACUAUGUGGUGGACUCGAGCGGGUUUGGUGCCGUGCGAGACUCGCAGUUCCUCCACGACGUGGUGCGCGAGAAACAGGGUCGCAGACUGAAAAUGUACACUGUUUGGAGCACGUUCAAGAGCAACAGACCAUUGAACAUUGGGUCGCGGAUCGACUUGAUCUUGGCCUCGGAGAAACUCGCGUGUGUGGCCAACCAGGCGGACAUCUGGCCGUUCCUUCACGGGUCGGACCACUGUCCUACGUUCACAGACUACGAGUAUGCCGGGUCGGAGCUCGUGAAGGCCAACGACCGGUCUUUGGAGUACGCGGCCAAACCCAACUGGUUUGAGGCCACCAAUUUCUACGGACUGCACACGAGAGGCAGCAUUGACAAGUUCUUCAAAAAGAGAGAACGGCCAUUGCCGCAGGAACAGGCCGAACCUACACAGGCUAUUGACUAUGCCACCAGGAAGAAACAGAAAGUCGAGCCGCACGAGCAGCUAUCGAUCUCUGACUUUUUCUUCAAAUCGAGCUACGACGCGCCCGAGGAGCACGAGCAACCCAAGCCGCGGAUCUCGGUGGCCAACUUCAAAGAGAUGCUCAAGGACUCGAGCUCUUCGGCGCCGCUGUGCAAACACGGCGAGCCAUGCAGCCUGCGCACGGUGAAGGCGGAGAAGAACCGGGGCAAGAAGUUCUGGUGCUGUGCGCGCAGCACGCUGACCGAGUCGUGGGCCACGGACCAGGAGCAGAAGCAGGAAAAGGAUGUGGACGCGUACAACUGCGGGUUCUUCAAGUGGGCGUCCCGCUCGUGGGACAAGAAGCAGGAGCAACGGCGCAAAGACGAGCAGCUGAAGCAGAAGCUGCGGGAACUAAAGCAGGAGAAAGAGGCCGAGAAAAAGGCCCGUGUGGACAAGAUCAAGGAAAAACGGGCCCGGAAGGAGGAAAAGGAACGGUACGAGCGCAUGGCCAGUAUCAUGCACGCAAAGAAGGUGGACCGAUGCAGGGUGUGGGGCUUGCCGGCGAUGAGGCCGUUGACCGAGGCGAGGAUCGAGUUGAGCGAGGCCCGCGUGAUGGACUCGUGGAUUCCGAUUCCCCAUUGCGAGUCGUCGCCGCUGGUGAGAUACACGUACGUGGCAGCCUUGGUGUUGGAGCCAGACCCCACAGCGUGCUCGGCGUAUUUCUGCAGCUCGAUCUCGCGGCCAACCACCUUCGACACGGCGUUCACAAACGACGAGAUCGGUCCGUUACCGGUUCCCUCGACAGUGACCUCCUUGCCGUUGUACGUCACGUGCACCUCGAUCGUGGUGACAAACUCGGACUGUUUCUGGAUCGAGUAG
Messenger RNA from Ogataea philodendri, 2151 nucleotides. RefSeq lists its product as uncharacterized. NCBI's taxonomy places the organism in Eukaryota, Fungi, Ascomycota, Pichiomycetes, Pichiales, Pichiaceae. The transcript has 3 exons. Gene Ontology annotation, molecular function: zinc ion binding; phosphoric diester hydrolase activity; endonuclease activity. Bases 1 to 2151 code for a protein of 716 amino acids. Gene Ontology annotation, cellular component: nucleus. The record is from RefSeq and is a predicted model, not a curated record. Gene Ontology annotation, biological process: base-excision repair.